Messenger RNA from Aphidius gifuensis, 4240 nucleotides. It is a transcript of the gene dos, whose product is annotated as GRB2-associated-binding protein 2-like. Bases 744 to 2672 code for a protein of 642 amino acids. NCBI's taxonomy places the organism in Eukaryota, Metazoa, Arthropoda, Insecta, Hymenoptera, Braconidae. The transcript is spliced from 5 exons. The record is from RefSeq and is a predicted model, not a curated record.
UUUUUUUUUUUUUUACAUCAACAAUAUACACUGACGUUUAAUUAUAAUCUCUCACACAAAUGCAAAUAGAUUGUCUAAUAAAAAAAAAAAAAAAAUUUAAAUAUUAAAAUAUCUAAAUAUAUAUAAAAUCAAUAAAUAAAAUACAUAUAAAUAAACAAUAUGUGAUAAUAAUAAUGUUAUCAUAAUUAGAUGAUAUAUAAUAUAAUAUAAUAAUAUUAAUAUUUAUAAAUAAAUAUAAGUAUAAUAAAUAUUAUGUAUCAUGAUAUUAUAAUGUUUGUCUUGUUUUUGUUUUUGAUUAUCAUAUAUAUUAUUGUAUUCUGUUGUCAUAUUUGUUUAUGAUAUUCAUUGAUGUUGUUGUAUAUACACUCUUGAUUGUGUACUGAUUGACCAAAUUGAUGCUGUUUAUAUACACACAUUUGUCAUUGUGUUGAUACAACGAAAAUUAAUAAAUAUUUUAUAAUUAAAAAAAUAUAUAAUAUUAUAAUAUAAAGUGUAUUGUCUGUUUGAGCAAAGUUUAUUGGUCUGUUUAGUUCAUGAUUAUGACAGUGACAUCCAAAAAUAGAUGACAAUUCAAGAAACAAAUAAAAAUUUUUUUAAUAAAACAAUUUUAUUUUUAUUGUGUUGUUUAAAUUUUUUAAUAGUAAAAAUAUAAUUGUUAUAAUUUUUAUUUUUUAAUAAUAAUUAUUAUUGACAAUUUAUGUUGAUGGAAAAUAUAAUAUUUAUUUGUCAAUUGACGUGUUCCAAUGGUCAUGGAAGCUCUUAAAUCAUCACAGGAAAUUGUACAUGAAGGAUUUCUCAUUAAAUCACCUCCAACAAAGCGUUGGCGGGCGAGAUGGAGAAAAAGAUGGUUUGCUCUUAGACACAGUGGUGAAUUACCUGGACAAUAUUUUUUAGAAUAUUAUGUUGAAAAAGGAUGUAAAAAAUUAAAAGGACGUAUUGAUCUUGAUCAGUGUGAACAGGUUGAUGCUGGUUUAAGAUUUGAAAAUAGAAAACAAAAAUAUCAAUAUAUGUUUAAUGUUAAAACUCCAAAAAGAAUAUAUUAUCUUGUUGCUGAAAGUGAAACAGAUAUGAAUAAAUGGGUUGAUGCUGUUUGUCAAGUAUGUGGAUUAAAAGCAUAUACACAAGAUGAAGAACAACAAUUAUUUAAUAAUUAUGAAACACAAGAGUCACCACCAAUAUCACCAACAAGUACAAUAUCUGGUCCAUAUAUACCAAUAAGCGAAUGUAUAUCUGGUCGUCGUUUUAAUGAUACAUCAUCAUUAAAUUCUGGUAUUAUAAAUCAAAUACCAGAAUUAUAUGAUGCACCAAGAAAAUUAGCACCACCACCACCAUUACCAUCACCACCACGUUCACCAACAACAACUGAUGCUGAAAGUGUAUUUACUGAUGAUGAAUGGACAACACCAGUACCAAGUGUUAAUUGGGAAACAUUUCCAUCGUCAUGUGAUUCAAAAGCAUCACAAAGUGGUGUUAAUGGUAGUGUUGGUGGUGGUGGCAGUGGUGGUGGUGAUAAUGAUAUUGGUUCAUGGCGUGUUAGACAACGUUUUGGUAAAUUAAGAAUUGUUGAUUCAUCAAUAUUACCAAAUGAUGAUAAUACAAUAUUACCAGCACCACCAAGACCACCAAAACCAUCACAUAUGACUAAUGAUAGUCCAGGACAUAAUUAUUUAAAUUUAGAUGGUUCAAUUGAUAGUUCAAAACCAACAACACCAGCAACACCAGCAACACCAGCACCAUCAACAGCAUCAACAGCAAUUAUAACUGAUGAUACAUAUGAUUUUCCAAGAUCACAUCAACCAAAUUGUGAUAAUGAACAACAAAUGACAUCAACUAUUGGACGUUCAUCAUCAAAACAUUGUUAUAGUAAUGCUGCACCAUCAACUAUUGAUGAUCGUAUAUUUCGUUAUGAUUUUCAUGAUGAUGAACCAUCAAGUCCAAGAUCAGAAAGUUCAACAACAGCAACAUAUUCAAAUCUUUCAAGUCCAUUAAUUCGUGAUUCAUUUAGUGGUAUUAAUUCAACAAGUAUUGUUGCAUCAUCACCAUCAUCAUCUUCAACAACAGCAAUUAUAACAGCAUCAUCAACAUCAACAACAACACCACCAGUUGUUUAUCGUGAACUUAAACCAGGAAGAAAAACAAGUGAUUCAUUAUCAAUUAUUAGCAAUGAACCAUCACCUGGACCUGUAUUAUCAAUUCCUGAUAUAAGCUCUGCUGAACAUUCGCCAGCUGAGCCACCAAGUAUCGAUAGAAGACUUAAGCCUGCUUUUAUAAGAACUCCUAUUGAAAUUUCAAGACCAUUGAAAUUGGCUUCACCUCCUGGAAGAGGUAGAUUAAGAGCAGCACCAAGUCCAACACCUCCAAUGAAUCAUGUAUAUGGUAAUAGACAUCAUUCAAUUUCUGAUGAAGAUAUAAAUACACAGAAUGAUGACAAAGAUGAGAUAUAUUAUUAUCAAGAUCAAAAUUCAUUUAUACCUGCAUCACGUGCUGGAAUGUUACAAUACUUGGAUCUUGAUCUUGAUGUAUCUGAUAAUUUUGCAACUACAACAUUACCACCAGCCCAAUCACCACCAAAUACAACUGUUUAUAAAACUGUUGAUUUUUUAAAAACUGAAGCAUUCAAUAGAACACGACAACGUGUUGAAGAAGAACGAAAAAGAACAGAUGUAGACUGAGGUUUUUAUUAUUCUUUUAUACAAAAACCAGCACAUAUCAUAUUGGUAUCUCAAAAAAAUUAAAAAAAAACGUUUUAUUAUAUUAUUUUAGUUUGUUUUUUAUAAAAAAACAAAUUGGGAACAAUUUUUUUUAUAUUUUGAUAAAACUUUUAUUAAAUAAUAUUUUAAUUAUGGACCAAAAAAAAAUUAUUUUAAAAUUGCCAAGCAAUGUGGUUUUUUUUUUUUCAACAAAUUAUUGUUUAAAUAAAUUAAAUAUUUUCAUAUAAAAAAUGAUAAAUAACUCAAUCAAUAAUUUUACAAAAAUAAUUGAGUAUUUUUCAUUAUAAAAAUUAUUAAAUUUUUUAAAUUUUUAUCGCUGCAAAAAUUGCCAUUUUAUAAUUAUUAUAAUUAUAUUAUAAAAAUACGUGAUUACUUAUUAUUAUUUAUUUAAGUAUGUUCGAUAUAUAAAUAUUAAUAUUAUUUUUUAUAUUUUAUUUUUUCCAUAAUUUCAAUUUCUUUUAUUGCCAUUGAAAUAAAUUAAUAAAUAAUUUUGGUUUUUUAUACUAGUAUACAAGUACUGAUUUUAAAAAGAAAAAAAAAAAAAAAUUUAUAAUAAUUUUUUCUGUUAAAACAGUAGAGAGUGUAUAUGACUGUCAAAAAUUUAAAAAAUUAAAUGUCAAUGACUACUGACAAGAACAAAAAAAAAUUUCUAUAAAUUAGAUACAUUUAUUUUUUAUAAUAACAGUAUUGUUAUAUUUUAAAUAAUAAUAAUAAUAAUACAAUGAAUAAGUAGAAAAUCUAAUAGAGGAAAAAAAGAAAAAUGCAUUUUCUAAUAGAAAAAAUUAUCAAUAUAAUUAUUUCGAAAUUAAUAAUAAUUAAAAACGCACAAUAAUGAUGAUAAUAAAUUUUUUUUAAUUAAUAAAUUUUAUCAUAUCAAUAAUAAUAAAUAUUCAAUAAUUUUUAACUAGAUAAAUAAUGAUGAAUUUUAAUAACUUUUUUAUAAAAAAUAUGAAUUAUUUAAACAGUCACACUAUUAACAAUAAAACAAAAUAAUUAAUAAUAUAAUUAGAUACAAAAAAAAUAAAACUAAUAAUAAUGUACAUUUGAGUAUAUAAACCAAACGCUUUAAACGAUUUUUGUGAUUAUUGAUCACAUCAUUUAUUAAAUAUAAGUAGAUCAAUUAAUCAUUAGCCACCAGGUCUUUUUUUUAUUGUAAAAAUAUAAAAUAAUAAAAAGUAGAUAUUAUAUUUAUAUAAAUAUAUAUUAUUAAAAUUGACACUUACUGUACAAAGUGUAAAUGAAUAAAAUUAACAAACGGAAUAUAAAGAGAAACGCUAGAUAAUUAAUAUUUUUUUUUUAAUAAAAAAUACUUUUUUUUUUUUUUCAUAAACAAUUCGUUUUAUUUUUUUUUUAAAUUAAAUUUAUUAAUUUUAAGUUAAUUUUUUUUUAUAUAUACAAAUGUGUAAUACAAUUUUUAAUUACCGUUUGUAUUUUUAUUUACUAUUAUUAUUAUUAUAAAAAAAUAUAAAUAUCGAUUAAUAUCAAUGUAUAUUGUAUUCGCUAUUAAUAAAUAUAAAAAGUUUAUACAG